CCAGCUAGUUUAUCUGGGAAUACGCAUUACGUGUAGAUAGCAGUACUCCGACAAUUAUUUCUUCGAUUUGAAAAAGAUGUUCAAAUCUUUUGGAAAAAGUAAAUUAAAUUGAAUCCCGUGCACUUUAUGUAAUAUGUGGUAUAAAAGUUUGUAUUGAAGUUUCAAUUUGGUGUCACUAAAAUUACCAUUUCUACUGGCUGUAUGUUGUGCAGUAGAUUCAACUCAUCACAUACAGAAUGUAAAACCACAUUGACGAUAGAGUGAUUCCGUGUGAUGGCAGAUACACGUCAAAAAUGUGUUUUACUUGUUAACGGUUUUACGUUACGAGUAAAUAGUUAAUCGAUAUUUUUUAUUCGUUUUUUACAACCACCGUACUAGUUGUAAUGAAUCACGACAACAUGUCAAGUGAUACAAUGAACUCAUUACCUAGUGAGAUAAUUGUGAGGAUUUUGGAGGACGAGCAACUCGGCUUUUCAGAUGUGAUUAAUCUUGGUUCUACGUGCAAAAAUUUGCAUAAAAUUAUUGACAACGACAAUAUACUUUGGAGGACUAAGUGUUUUCAAAGAUGGCCAAGCUUAAAAGACAUUUAUACAAACGAGAAAUCAGAAAGCUAUGUUGCGAAUUGGAAAGAACAUGUUAAGAUAUGUUUGGACAUCAGAAUCCAGUUAUUCCAUCAAUUAUCCUCAAUGUCUAGCAAAUAUUAUAAAGAGAUGAAUGAUGAGUUACCAAAUUCUGCAUUUAAAGUGUUUGAUCCCCUCUUUAGAGUGAAAGAUGGUGCUUAUCCCUUUGCUUAUCAAGUUCUUGUGGACGAACUAAUAGAUUUAAUUAAAGCUGAUACUCUCACCAUUAUUUGUUUCAGAGCCAAUAAUUUGACACAUAGGUAUUAUGGUCGUAAGGUUAUUAGAUACCUGAAACAAAGUCAUUUGAAGGAAGAAUGGCAGAAAUUUAUAUCUCUACCUCCAAGUGAACAGACUUUAGAACGCGGUGCAACUAUUGUAGCACAAUGGGGUCAACCAGAAGAAAGACAUGUGACAUAUUCAUAUAUAGCAUCGUUAUUAGAUUCUAUUGCAGAGCAAACCAAAGCAUUGCUAAAAGAACAACAUCCAACUCAUUCCAUAUUCUCAACACCAGAAGAACAGUUUGUAUAUUGGAGGAAUAAUAUUAUUGAUGACAAUCAAUGGAACGUCCUAGAAACAGUCCAAGUAACAGAUGCACUUUGCAAAGUAUUAUUUCAUAAGUUAGGAUUUUAUGGAAGAGGGGAGAUGUAUUAUUGUGCAGAAAACUCAUUUUUAGAUCGUGUCUUGGAAAACAAACGUGGAACUCCUAUAACUCUAGCAAUAGUAUUCGAAAACGUUGCUCGAAGGCUUGGUGUAUGCUGCGAACCUGUUUGUUUCCCGUCCCAUUUUUUAUUACGAUGGAAAGAAACAUAUGGUCCUAACUCUGACAAAGUAGAAAAUUUGUAUAUUGAUGUUAUAAAUGGUGGCGAAUUUCUAACAAAGAAUCAUUGUCCUCAAAUUGGUGGUGUCUCAAAAUGUCCAAUAAAAAAGUAUAAUGUUCGCAAGGCAGCAACUGCUGUGGAAGUAAUAAGAAGAAUGGUAAUUAAUUUGGAAGUAGCUGUCAGACAAAGAGUUUGUGGGAGUUGGGGAGUAUCAAGAUUACGUUCUACAUUCGAACUUGAACAUAUGGUGCAACCAAAUGAUGCAGAUCCAAUUUUGAAAUUGGCGUCUUUAUACAGUAACGAACAUAUGGAUUUAACCGAAAUUGAGGAGUUAUUACAAGAUGUGGAUCAGAAUGCAGCAACUGCACUUAUCUCUUGGAAUCUUAAUGAACAUUCCUGUUGUCCUCAUAGAUAUGGUAUGAUGGAAAAAAUAAAACCGAAUAAGAGACGGCCUGCUCUUAAAUAUGCAGUAGGAAUGAUUAUGAAGUAUCAAGGACAGGCGUAUGUGAUAAUAGGGUGGAAAGUAGUGAUCCCUGCUGACAAGGGGACGUUAUAUGGAUUGGAUACUCUAAUAUACUAUAAUAUAAAGUAUAGUAUACUUGGAGAUAGUAAUGCUUGUCAGUUUGUAGAGCAAGAUGAAUUGCAGCUCACAAAGCCACAAUGCAUCAACCAUCCAUCUGUCGGCAAAUAUUUUUGCAAAUUUAAUGGUACAUAUUAUGUACCAAAUAAGGAAAUGGCAGAAGAAUACCCAGAAGAUGAGGAAGUUUGUAAUACAUUACUAGCUACAACCAAGACUUUCAGGCGUAAGAACUUGCAAAACUUGUCUCCUCUUGUCUAACCACUAUUCAGCUCCAAUGCAAGGGAAGGAGAAAAGAACUAGAAGCUUUGCUUCCGCUAGUUCCUACCUCUUUUCUUCUCCUUCGCGUUAGACAAGUAGAGGCAAGUUCUGCAAAAGUUCUUCCGCCUGAGAACCCUGGCUGGCUUCAACUGCUGCACGAUACAAACGAUAGUUAGACAUGAUUCCGGACUACAGCCCGCUGAACAAUCUAAGAUGGAGACAAAAAUUGUUUUGAUCUAAUUGGGCUAAUCGUCUCACUGCUAGGAUAGAAUUUACAUGUGGAUUGAAUGCGCAGUAAACUGAUGGGGAUAGAAAGCUACACUGUAGAUGUGUUUACAAAGCUUUACAACAUAAAAUACCAAGUACGUAGUUGUUUCUUCCUCUAGCUCAAAUAUGUACAAAGUAAUAGUAAUGAAACGAAUAUUAGAUUAUUAAGAAAAUGAGAAGGUAAUACUUUAAUCCAGCAUGGGCGAGUCGCGGCCCGUGGGCCAAAUCUGGCUCUUUCCCACUUUUACAGCUCUCCGUGGUUCGUCCCCACUAAGCACCUUCAGCGUCCCUAACACACUCGCACGACGCGAGAAACGACAUGACAUUGUUUCUUCUGUGCCUCACGCUGCGCGUGACAUCGUGCAUCAAGUAGUAGUAGUAGUGGAGCUUGUGACCUACGGCCGAAAUGACUCGCCCAUGCAGAAUGAAGAAGCGAACAUUCACGCUUUCUUAUUUGUCACUAAAUAAUGGGCAGCUUAUUCUCAUUUUAGUAAAUUUUAUAAAAAAAAACAAACAAACUGUAUAGAAUUUCUUCCAAAAUUUGUGUAUAUGAUAUAUAAACAAACUUACAAUUUGUAUAAUAGAAUUUGUACAGUCUAUAUUAAAAUAACAUUUUUUAUAUGUCUUAUUAAAAAUUCAUGAGCUUUAAGCUAUACAUAGAUAGCAUUAAAUCUAAGAAAAUUUGAGGUUCAAAAUAUGAACCAAAAUAAGCUGAAGCUAGUUCGAGUAACUUGAAAUAUGUAUAAACAUUUCGAACUUGAAUACUAAAAAUAAGAAAUCAUAGACUCUAUUGUCUUUUUUUUAUAUAAUUUUCUUUCAUAGAUCGUAAAUAUUUGAAGUGAUCCUAAACUUUUAAGCUCUUGUGUAAAUAUAUAUGAUUGUAUUUAUACAUAUAAUUAUUAAAUGCAGAAUAAGAAAGUA
Messenger RNA from Megalopta genalis, 3464 nucleotides. RefSeq names its product F-box only protein 21. Lineage: Eukaryota; Metazoa; Arthropoda; Insecta; Hymenoptera; Halictidae. Gene Ontology annotation, molecular function: protein binding. The record is from RefSeq and is a predicted model, not a curated record.